AUGACACUUGACAUAGCGUCCGUCCUGUCUCUGAUCCCUCGGCGCCCAGAGCAAUUUGACCUGCUCCAACAGACACUCCUAUACCUGGUGGUAAUCUUCUACCACACUCAAUACCACGCACCCAGCUAUCAUGUCUUUGCGGACCGCAUCCGCCGCGUCCACCUGGGCCCUGAUAGAUUCCUGCCCAGCCCCCUGGACGUGCUCUCCUGCCUGGUCUGGUCGGUCACCACUGGAGCCGUGCUCCGCCCAGUCGUCUGCGUCCUCACUUACCUGCUCCAGGACCCCGACUUCCAUCGGCUUUCGAUUUAUGCGCUGGACAGCUUCGUGUAUGCGCGUGCGUUCAUCUUCUUCUUCUGCUAUACGCCGUUUCUGCGAGAUGUGCGGGGCGAGACCAUCUAUGCGUUGGCAAUCCCCUUGUCGGCCGCAUUCAGUAUCCAUGAGAGCCGUGUGCCUGGGGCAUCGCUGGGCUUUUGGGUGUCACAGAGGUCUCAGAUCAUGAUAAAGCUUGAUGAACGAGCAAAGGUGUCCGCAUUGGAAAUUUAUUUGGUCAAGGGCCUGCGGAAGCUGGGAUACGCUGGAUUGCCCGAGCUGCGAAAGGUCACUCUCAAACGGGCUUUGAAAAAGCCGCUGGUAGAUGAUUAUAUCUUUACCAGCGAGGGGUCUAGCUGA
Aspergillus saccharolyticus JOP 1030-1 is the source of this 669-nucleotide messenger RNA. RefSeq lists its product as uncharacterized. The transcript has 5 exons. The coding region runs from base 1 to 669 and encodes 222 amino acids. Lineage: Eukaryota; Fungi; Ascomycota; Eurotiomycetes; Eurotiales; Aspergillaceae. The record is from RefSeq and is a predicted model, not a curated record.